Striga hermonthica is the source of this 966-nucleotide messenger RNA. Lineage: Eukaryota; Viridiplantae; Streptophyta; Magnoliopsida; Lamiales; Orobanchaceae. The record is from the annotation of a GenBank genome assembly.
AUGGCACAGAAGAAACCGGAGGAACCCAAGGGGAAGGAGAAGUCGGAGGAGGCACCCAAGGCCGAGAAGCCGGCGGCGGAAGACGGGAAAAAGGAGGGGGAGAAGAAAUCCGAGGAGCCCAAGUCGGAGGAGCAGGCGGCGCCGCCGCCGCCGCCUCCGGAGAUCGUCCUCAAGGUGUACAUGCAUUGCGAGGGCUGCGCUAGAAAAGUCCGCCGGUGUCUCAAGGGUUUUGAAGGUGUUGAGGAUGUAAUCACAGAUUGCAAGUCUAGCAAAGUGGUUGUGAAAGGGGAAAAGGCAGAUCCGCUCAAGGUUUUGAAUAGGGUUCAGAGGAAGAGCCACCGCCAGGUGGAGCUUAUUUCUCCGAUUCCAAAGCCUCCGGCGGAGGAGCCUAAGAAAGCUGAAGACAAAGAUGUGACCAAAGCUGAGGAGAAAAAGGAGGAGCCUGUAGUGAUUACAGUGGUGUUGGGAGUGUACAUGCACUGUGAGGCUUGUGCUCAAGAAAUCAAGAGGCGCAUUCUCAGAAUGAAAGGAGUCGAAAGUGCCGAGCCCGACCUCAAGAGCUCGCAAGUGAAGGUGAAGGGCGCUAUCGAGCCAGAAAAGCUCGUCGACCAUGUGCACAAGCGGACCGGAAAACACGCGACGGUCGUAAAAGUCGAGCCCGACAAGAAGGAAGACGAGGAGAAGGCCAAGGAAGAAGGGAAAGAGGAUAAAAAGGGCGAAAAGGGUAAGGAGGCCAAGAAAGGGGCCGACGAGCCUGAGAAGGAGAAGGAGGAGCCGCUGCCUCCGGCUGCCGAUUCGGAGGAGUCGAAGCUCGAAAUGAAGAAGCAUGAGUUGAACUAUUACUACCCACCACAGCAUAACUUGUACCCACAGAGGUAUGUGCAUGAACACUAUGCAUACCCACACUAUGCAUACCCACCACAGAUGUUCAGUGAUGAGAAUCCCAAUGCUUGUACCGUUAUGUAA